Candida tropicalis MYA-3404 is the source of this 1905-nucleotide messenger RNA. RefSeq lists its product as uncharacterized. Gene Ontology annotation, molecular function: protein binding. NCBI's taxonomy places the organism in Eukaryota, Fungi, Ascomycota, Pichiomycetes, Serinales, Debaryomycetaceae. The transcript has a single exon. The record is from RefSeq and is a predicted model, not a curated record. Gene Ontology annotation, cellular component: NuA4 histone acetyltransferase complex. The coding region runs from base 1 to 1905 and encodes 634 amino acids.
AUGACAGAACAAGUUAAGAUUAAUCCCGAUUUGCUGAUUAUAUUAGUUGGUUCAGUGAUUAACAAAUUCAUGACCAACUAUCAAGGAGAUUAUAAAGAAUGUCGUGCAACAUUUCCUGUUGAUCAAUUCAUUCACGAUUUAAAUAAGAUAACUCAAGAAUAUACUUCAAGAUUUCCCAAUGUUGAUAUACAUUUUCCACAGAUCGAUUUAAAAUUACUUUCAUUUAUUAUAACUAGAACAUUAUAUCAUAAGUUUGUCACUGUUACUCAGGAUCGAGUGAUUAUUGAUGUAUUACCUCAUGUUUAUGAAAACUUUUUGAAAAAUAUAGUGGCUACAUCAACACUAAGGUAUGCUAAAUAUCUAUUGAAAGGUGCCAAGGAUUUGUAUGAAGAGGAUAAAAAGAAAGUUAAAGAUAAUUCAGAAAAGACUAUGCCAAUAUCAGCACCAAAUCUGCUGAAAGAAAAGGAACCUGUUGCAAGUAAACCAAGUGAAACUAAAGAUGAAAAACUAAAAGAACCAUUGGUUAAAGCUACAAAAGAGGUCAAUGACGAAAAAGAAACACCAAAAGAAGACAAUAGUCCUGUUAAAGAUGUAUCAGAUUCAUCAAAGAAAGACGCAAUUGAAGUUCAAACAGAGAAGAAUAAUGAUAUAGUUCCAGAAACUACAAAUGAAGUAGCAGAAAAUGCCAAAGAUGUUCAACAAACUAAACCUGGACCAGAACAAGAAGUCUCUAAAGACGAAAAUUCUCAUGAAGAGAUUAAAAAAGAUGAUGAGAAAAAGGAAUCUGAGGAAGAGAAAGAGAAAGAUACUGAAAAGAGUACAGUGAAUGAGGAAGAAGAUAAAAUGGAUGAAAAUUCCAAAGAGGAAGCAGAGAUUCCUACUACAAAAGAAAAGAGAGUAUCACAAGAAAAUGAAGUAUCAAAAGAAGAUGAAGAAGCAAAAGAAAAGGAAGUAGCAAAAGAAGAUGAAGCAGCAAAAGAAGAUGAAGCAGCAAAAGGAGAUGAAGAAGCAAAAGAAAAGGGAGAAUCGGAAGAUGUUGAAAUGGAAUCGGUGGAAGAGCCGAAUACAUCUAAUGACAAUGACGAUAUGGAUGUUGAUAAAGAAAGUGAUGAUAAAGAGGAGGAACAACCUGCAGUUGAGUCAACUCCGAAAGAGAGUGUAUCAGAAGAAAGUGAAGUUAAAGAAUCUGUAGAGAAAGAAGAUGACGGUAAGCAGGUCGCUGGGGAAAAUGUUGAAGAAGAAGUUGUUGAGAAGGAAGUUGUUGAUGAACAAAAAUCGGAAGAACCAACUGAAGAGCAAACUGAAAAAUCUGUUGAAGAAAAAGAAUCAACCAAGGAGGAAUCUGAAGCAGCACAAGAUAAUGAACUAGAAUCCAAGUCAGAAGAAUCAUCGGUAUCACCUGAGAAAUCAGAAACGGAAAAACUGUCAUCAGCACCAGAGACAAAGACAGAGACAAAGACAAAGACUGAAGAAGUGUCAGUGCCAGAUGAGGAGGAACCUGUUCAAGAAACUGUUCAAUCACGUAAACGUUCAAAAUCCCCAGCACCAGGACAACAACAUAAACGUUUCCAGAAUAUUGCUGUCAAUUUGAUCAACUCCAUUCAGGAACAUAGAUUUUCUUCUCCAUUCUUGCAAGCAGUCAAUACAAAAGAUGCACCUGAUUAUCAUAGUAUUAUUUUUGAACCUCGAGAUUUGAAGAAUAUUCUCAAAGCAGUGAAAUCCAAACGAGAUCCUCCAACAUACCAAUCUGUUAAAGAAUUAGAAAGAGAUAUCAUGUUAAUGUUUGCCAACUGUAUAAUGUAUAACCGUUCUGGUGAUGAUUUGAUUGAAUUAACGAAGAUUAUGAAAGAAGAAGUUAGUGAGAUUUUCAAGAUGUUUGAAGAAGCUGAAGAAGAGAUCAAGUAG